GGACCAAGACCAAGCUAAGCUCCGUGAUUAGCUUUGUUUCUUCCCAAAACACAAACACACUCUCAUCACACACACUUCUUCUCUCUCUCUCUCUCUCUCUCUCUAGGGUUUCCUUCAACUGCUUCUCGAUUUCGCAUCGAUUCUCCAUGGAGGUUCCUGUGAUGGAAGAGAAUGAAACUACCAAGAGUGAGGCUCAUUUGACUUCUGCUGCUGCGUUUGUGGAGGGUGGAAUUCAGGAUGCUUGUGAUGAUGCUUGCAGCAUAUGCCUUGAGGAUUUCUGUGACAGUGAGCCUUCUACGGUGACAGGUUGCAAGCACGAGUUUCAUCUUCAGUGUAUUCUGGAAUGGUGUCAGAGAAGCUCCCAGUGCCCCAUGUGUUGGCAGCCUAUCAGUCUCAAAGAUCCUACAAGUCAGGAAUUGCUUGAGGCUGUGGAAAGAGAGAGGAACGUUAGGUUCAAUCCAUCUAGAAAUGCUGCAAUAUUUCAUCAUCCAACACUGGGAGAUUUUGAGUUACAACAUUUGCCAGUUGGAGCAAAUGAUGCUGAUCUUGAAGAGCGAAUAAUCCAACACCUAGCUGCUGCUGCAGCAAUGGGGCGAGCACGUCAUAUUGCUAGAAGGGAGGGCCAGAGGAACAGGUCAUCAGCUCAAGGCCGUCCACAAUUUUUGGUAUUUUCAACUCACCCUAAUUCACCUCCCGUAGCCCCUGCUUCUUCCUCUCUAAAUCAGAGGGGGGAUGGUGAACCAGCUCCAGCAGUUGCUGUUGCCACUCUGUCUCAAACUCCUGCAACUGGAGAAGAAUCACCACAACUAACUUUAGUUCCUCCUGUUCAAGCUGACCAGGUUCCUGUUUUAGGAUCUGGGUCUGCUGCUCUUGUUGCUGAUAAUCAGGGAUCAUCUUACAUCAAUAGAAGAUCUCCCAAUCAGUCGUCUCCAAACAGUCAAGACAGAGCAGGGCCAUCAGAAUUGCAGUCAUUUUCAGAAUCUCUGAAAUCUAAAUUAAAUGCUGUGUCAACAAGAUACAAAGAUUCAAUUUCCAAGAGCACCAGAGGGUGGAAGGAGAGAUGGUUCUCUCGUAACACCUCUAUGUCAGAUCUUGGAUCUGAAGUCCGGCGAGAAGUUAAUGCAGGGAUUGCAACUGUUUCACGCAUGAUGGAACGCCUGGAGACCAGGGAUAAUAGAAGUAGUAGCAAUUCUGCUCCAACUAAUUUAGAGGAUGGUUCAGUUCAGGGAUCAAAUGAUCAGCAUUUGACAGAUACUGAAGUGGAUGGUCUUGUGAGAGACAACAACACUAAAGCAUCUUGUGCUGCAGGCUCUAGUUCAAAUUAAGCAUAUAGAAGGAUUUGCAUGAACUGAUAUCUGUUCUGUCAAAAAGGUAAGGUAGAAAUAGAAUUGCCCAUUGGGGUAUAUGAAAUUCCGAUGCAUUUGCGUAUAGGCUGGCACCUGCCAGGCAAGUGAUAAUCCAUUGUUGACCUGAGAAGAUGGCAAACAAUUGUGAUACUGGAAAUAAAGAACUUAGAAAAGGCAGCGGGUGGUUUCUCUCGUCUGAAACUUAGGAACCUAUGUGAUUGUAUAUUCACCUUGUAAACUUAUUUAUAGACAUUCUCUUAGACUCUUACAUAAAGUGCCGUACUCAUACUUGAGAUAAAUCACUAUUUUUAAAUUUACCAUUGAUGCCAAAGUCGUUCGAUGAAAAA
This is a messenger RNA of Lotus japonicus, 1693 nucleotides long. Its product is annotated as E3 ubiquitin-protein ligase RHF2A. Gene Ontology annotation, molecular function: ubiquitin-protein transferase activity. The transcript is spliced from 9 exons. The record is from RefSeq and is a predicted model, not a curated record. Bases 147 to 1325 code for a protein of 392 amino acids. NCBI's taxonomy places the organism in Eukaryota, Viridiplantae, Streptophyta, Magnoliopsida, Fabales, Fabaceae.